AAAACUUUUCUCUUUAUUCAGUAAAACUAGUUUAUUUUUGAAACAUUUACAUGACUGAGUUAAUUGCUGAAUAAGCAGGCAGCCUAGCCGCAUAAAUCGCACUUCUCUUAGACUUUACGAUAUUGUAAUUUUUUGUGGAAGGAAAAGAAAAUGUUAUUUUAAGUUUAUAUAGUGUAGUUUUUAUUAAUUAAUAAUGGAUAAUACAGAAUCUUCCGAUCAAAAAAAGGCGGUAAAACAAUUCAUUGAUUUAUUAAAUUCAUCGUCGCCACAUCAAAAACAAAUAAGUUCAUCAACAGCCAUACAAUAUCUCUUUGCACGUAAAUUUGAUAUACCAAAAGCUGUUGCUUUAUACGAAGCAAAUUACUUGAUCCGUCAACGUGAAGGUCUUUAUGGUUUUGAUACUGCUCUUGAUCCAUUAAGAUCCGAACUGGAAACCGGAAAGUUUACUAUUCUUCCAAGUCGUGAUGUCAGCGGAGCCGCUAUUGCUUUAUUUACAGCGAAUCUACACAAUCCACAAAUCGUAUCACACAAAACCACAUUACAAGGCAUCGUUUAUCAAUUGGAUGCAGUUCUUCAAUCAGUAGAAACUCAACGAAACGGUCUCGUCUUCAUCUAUGAUAUGAGCGGAUCUAAAUAUAGUAAUUUCGAUUACGAAUUAUCUCAGAAAAUUCUCACAAUGUUGAAGGGCUGCUAUCCCGCAAAACUGAAAAAAGUUUUAAUCGUUACAGCACCUCUAUGGUUUAAGGCACCAUUCAAAAUACUUCGAUUAUUUGUUCGCGAAAAGCUACGUGAUCGUGUUUUUACAGUGUCGGUGCCGCAACUGAGCUUACAUAUACCACGCGAUUCAAUUCCAAUUCAUUUAGGCGGAACUUUAAGAAUAGAUCAUUCCUCAUGGUUAAUUAAUUGUAAUAAAUCGAUGACGAAUCGUGAAGAGGACGAACUAUUGUCGCAGACAGUUGAAUCAUCUGAUCCUGAUCAGUUGAUAGCAACAAUAACGGCAAAUGGAAAUAACAACAAUAAUAAUGACGAUGAUAGCGGAACGACCACACUUACAAUAAAUGGAAGCGAGAAUAAUGGUACGACGGCUCAGAAUGGAACAACAGAGAUUUCGACACAAGAAACAAAUGGAAUCAUAACUGACAUUCAUUGGACAGCAACAGAAAAUCCACCGUCAAGUGCAUCGCCUUCAAGUGGAUUUAGUGAUGAUGAUAGCUUAACAGGUGGAACCAAUGAGACGGGUGAUCCGAAAACUAUAGAGCAAGUUGUAGACAUGGUGCGACAAAUGGGUAGAAAAGGAUUAUUGAAGGAAUAUGCUGAUAUUCGAGCCCAACCUCCAAAUGGAAAUUUUGAUCACGCAAAACUGCGAAGCAAUUUAACCAAGAACCGCUAUACAGAUGUGCUGUGUUAUGACCAUAGUCGUGUUGUUCUUUCAAACGACGAAGAUGAUCCUACUAAUGACUAUAUCAAUGCAAAUUUUGUUGAUGGAUACAAACAGAAAAAUGCCUACAUUUCCACGCAAGGUCCACUUCCAAAAACCACACCAGAUUUUUGGCAGAUGGUCUGGGAUCAACAAUGCUUAGUGAUUGUGAUGACAACAAAAACGAUGGAGCGAGGACGUGUGAAAUGUCAUCAAUAUUGGGAACCAAAAGAAGAUGAGACGGGCGAACAUGGGAAUUUUAAAGUCAAAACGACUGCAAUUGAUUCCAAUGAAAAUUAUUCAGUUGCAUCAUUAGAAAUUACAAAUAUUAAGACUGAUGAGACUCGCAACGUAUCACACUGGCAGUUCACAAGUUGGCCUGAUUAUGGCGUUCCGUCAUCGGCGAUGGCAAUGUUAACAUUUUUGCAACGAGUACGAGAAAAACAAGCUGAGAUGGUAAAAGAACUUGGCGACAAAUGGGCUGGACAUCAUCGAGGACCUCCAAUUAUUGUACAUUGCAGUGCAGGAAUCGGACGAACAGGAACAUUCAUAACGUUAGAUAUUUGCAUAUCGCGAUUGCAAGAUGUAGGAACAGUUGACAUCCGUGGUACAGUCGAGAAGAUAAGAAAUCAACGGGCUUAUUCAAUACAAAUGCCGGAUCAAUAUGUCUUUUGUCAUUUAGCAUUAAUCGAAUAUGCAUUGGCUAACAAACAUUUGAGUCCAGACAUUGAUCUUAAUGGAUUUUAUGACGAGGAAGAUUCUGACUAAAUAGAUUUUUUGUAUAAUAAAGAUAACAAACAAAAUAUAUGAAAUGCAUUUGUCCUAUAUGAUUUUGAUUGACGAAGGAAGGAGGAACCGUGAAAGUAAACAAGAAAAAAAAAUAAUAUUAAAAAAUAGUAGCAUAAAUGUAUUACCAUAUUGAAAAAAAAAAUCACACACACAGCAUGAAACGAUAUGUGACGUAAAAAAAAUCAAAUGAACUUUUUGUAUUAUUCAAAGUCGAUGGCCUAACAUGGCUGAUAAAUAUUAUCUCUCUCUAUCUAUUUCUUUUUAUCUUUUUUAAUUGAAAGAACGAGUGUUUAAUCACUCCUCUUAAAACGGCAUUUGAGGUGCUUUGAUAUUCAUUGAUUGGAGGUCUGGAAUGUGAUUGAGAAUUACGCACGUGUUGGUUGAAUUUUAACGGACUUUUUGAAUUUGAAAACCAUACAAUUUCUUUCAAAUUUGUAUGGUUCUCAAAGUUGUUUUCAACGGAUAAUUCAAAACCAUACAAUUUCUUUUUGAACCAUUGUAUGGUUUUGAGAAACAGAUCAAUUUUAAGAAACAUUUGAAAGGUUUUUAAGCACAAAUUCAUACAAUUACAAGCAAUUAAUGCCAGAUCACAACAAAUUGCCGCUCUCAACCAAGAUGCACAAUCGAAUAAUCUUUCCAAUUUUGGCUGAAAUACAUUCAGCUUUCCUAGAUGAAGAAAAGAAGAGAAAAGAUGAUGAGAAGAAUCGAGGGUGAUUUUAAUAAUUUUUUUCAUUUUGUUAAUGAGAAAUAAAGUAUAAUAUUUGUAAAUAUAUAUCUAAUAAUUUCAAAAAAAAAACUAUCAUGAAUUAUGUUAAAACGGAAAAAAUUCAAAGAAAAUUCUUCUUUUUUUCAUUCGAUUUGAAGGAAAAGAAAAU
This is a messenger RNA of Chironomus riparius, 3081 nucleotides long. NCBI's taxonomy places the organism in Eukaryota, Metazoa, Arthropoda, Insecta, Diptera, Chironomidae. The record is from the annotation of a GenBank genome assembly.